AUGCUAUCUUCAAAAAAAAAAUUGACAAGGCGCUCUCUCUCUCUCUCUCUCUCUCUCUCUCUCUCUCUCUCUCUCUCUCUCUCUCUCUGCUCACAUAUUCCAUGUCACUACAAUGGACAUUGGGGAUUAAAUCAAAAUGAAAAAAAUCAAAAUCUAUUUUUGACAAUAUUCCAUCUAUCUUUUUCUCUUUCCUCACAUCUUUCCCUACAUCUUUUCUCUCGUCGUUUCUCACGCCUUUCCUCACGUCUAUUCUCUCGUAUUUUCUCACAUCUUUUCCCACGUCUUUCCACGUUUUUCCUUUCGUCUAUCCCCACAUCUUUCCUCACGUUUUGGCACACCUUUUUCAUGGCUUUUCUCACGCUUUUCCUCGUGUUUUUCACAUCUUUUCCCACGUCUUUCCACUCGUUUUUUUUUUUCACGUUUUUCCUCGCGUCUUUCCUCGUGAUUUUCCUCACGUUUUUCCACCUAUCUUUCCUAAAUUUAUUCAUAUCGUCUUUCCUCACGUUUUUCCUUUCGUCUAUCCUCACAAUCUUUCCUCACGUUUUGGCACACUUUUUUCAUGGCUUUUCUCACGCUUUUCCUCGUGUUUUUCAUCUCGUCUUUCCACUCAGCUCUCACGUUUUUCGUCUCGUCCUUCCAAUCAUCUCUCACGUCUUUCAUUUCGUUUUUUCACUCACGUUCUCCUCGCGUUUUUCAACCUGUCUUUCCACUCCUCACUCCUCACGUGCUUCGUCUUUCUACUCGUCUCACCUCACGUCUUUCCCUAUAUUUUUCGUCUCGUCUUUCCACUCGUCUUUUCUCACGUCUUUUAUCUCGUCUUUCUAUUCAUCUCUCUUCACGUUUUUCGACCCGUCUUUCCACUCACCUCUCCUCACGUGCUUCGUCUUUCUACUCGUCUCUCCUCAAGUCUUUACGUUUUUCGUCUCGUCUUUCGACUCGCCUUUCCCCACGUCUUUCAUCUCAUCUUUCCACUUGUCUCUCAUUACGUUUUCAUCUCGUCUUUCCACUCGUCUUUCGUCUCGCCUUUCCACACGUCUUUCCUCACCUCUUUCGUCUCGUCUUUUCUCAAGUUUUUCAUCUCGUCUUUCGACUUGUCUUUCUCCACAUCUUUCCUUGGGUCUUUUCCUCACGUAUUUCUCUUCGCCUUUCCUCACAUGUUUCCGCUCAUCUUUCCUCCUAUUUUUUAAUCAAAUCUUUUCAUAUCGUCUUUCCUCGCGAUUUUCAUGCCGUCGUUCCGCUCGUCUCCUAGUAGAAAAUCAGUAUCACGUCUAA
Molecule: messenger RNA, 1272 nt
Organism: Acanthosepion pharaonis
Lineage: Eukaryota; Metazoa; Mollusca; Cephalopoda; Sepiida; Sepiidae
Source: the annotation of a GenBank genome assembly